This is a messenger RNA of Trichomycterus rosablanca, 1140 nucleotides long. RefSeq lists its product as uncharacterized. The coding region runs from base 261 to 608 and encodes 115 amino acids. The record is from RefSeq and is a predicted model, not a curated record. The transcript is spliced from 6 exons. Lineage: Eukaryota; Metazoa; Chordata; Actinopteri; Siluriformes; Trichomycteridae.
UUCAUUUUAUGCGUAGUGCAUUAGAACCUGUAUUAUUGCGUACGCUAUGUAGGGCACCUUUAUAGGGAGAAUGGUAAGAUUAGGGACGCGGCCUGUGAUUUUUUUUGGUUUUCUCAUGUAUACUGCUGCUGGGUUCACACGCUGGAGACGGGAGGACAGUUUUUAUGCCACUGUGCCCUAAACAUUAUUGUAAACACCGAGUUUUAUACAAAGGUGUGGAGGAGUGUACCAUGUUGGAGAGAGAAGGGAGCGAGUGAGUGAUGGGCUGCGCCUCGGCCAAGCAGUUAUCGUCCGUACCUGGUGAUGAGGAGGAUCGGGAAAAAGCACACAGCAAUGGAGACGCCUUCUCCUCAGAUGAGUACAAAAUGAAAGGAGUGGAAAAGGUGAAGUACCUGCAUGGAGAGGAGGAGCGAAUGAACACCCGCAACCAGGAACAUCUGGAGAAGAGCACAUUUUUGCACAAAGGUAAACACAAAGACGCUGGUGGCGGAAAUGCCAACAAAAUAAGUAUCCACUCCUCAGAGAGCCAGCAGGAGUUCUUCAGGAUGCUGGACGAGAAAAUCGAAAAGGGUCGGGACUACUGCUCAGAGGAGGAGGACGUGACAUAGCCUGAUGCACUAGAUCCUGUCCCGCCGUUCCUCUGAUCCUUCCCUCCCUCGUCUAGUCGUUUCCCUCCGAGCACUGGCGUGUACAUAGAACUCCACCAUGACCAGGCCGUUACCCAUAAUCCCUCCAGUUUACACUGAGAGCAGCUCAACCGGUGGAUUCCACCCCUUCGGUGCUCCAGUAUUAGGAGACGGGAACGCCGGGACAGAUUUAGGCAUCGUCGUCAUUAUCGUCAUCAUCAGAAAGCCCUUGCCUUACACUAAGCCUUUUUUCCUUUUAAAGACUGGGAACUCUGGGAGAGUCGUGGACACAGAGACGUGACGGACGAGACCUGUCGAACUGUCCGCGUACAUUCACCGAUCGACCUCGUACUUUUUAUCUUUUUUGCACCCGGACUGACCGAGAUACGUCGGGAGAGAUUCGCUGGCUCACGAUGUCUUGCUGGAUUCGGAAAUUUGGAAAUAAGAAGGACCGGUUCCUGAGCGUUCCUCACAUUCCAGGCAUUGUUUUUUUUAUAUACAUGUUGAAAAGGUA